Messenger RNA from Malassezia vespertilionis, 2373 nucleotides. Its product is annotated as beta-glucosidase. NCBI's taxonomy places the organism in Eukaryota, Fungi, Basidiomycota, Malasseziomycetes, Malasseziales, Malasseziaceae. The transcript has 2 exons. Gene Ontology annotation, molecular function: beta-glucosidase activity. The record is from RefSeq and is a predicted model, not a curated record. Gene Ontology annotation, biological process: glucan catabolic process. The coding region runs from base 1 to 2373 and encodes 790 amino acids.
AUGCUUUUCCGGAGCUUGCGUGACGAUAACCAUCGUAAGGAACAGCCCGACCAUGCAAAAAACCUUCCCAUCAUCAACGAGGUUCCUUUUCUAGGAAACGAUUCACUGCCGUACAGUCCGCCCGUGUAUCCCACUCCGAAUGUAUCUGGACUAGGAUAUUGGGACGAUGCAGUGGGUAAAGCCCGGAGUGAUGUAGAAAAGCUAAAUCUGACCGACCUUGUGGAUCUUGUUACAGGCAGCGGUUGGGGCAAUGGCCCCUGUGUGGGCAACAUCAAGGCACUUUCCAAGAUCAAUUUUAAAGGUCUUUGUUUGCAAGACAGUCCCGAUGGCCUGCGUGGUGUGGAUCGAGUCACGGUAUUCCCCGACGGCAUAACCACAGGUGCUACUUUUUCCAAAGACCUCAUGUACGCGCGUGGAAAAGCAAUGGGCGAAGAAUUCCGACGCAAGGGUGCUCAUGUACAGCUCGGGCCUAUGGUUAACGUUGCGCGCGCACCGAGCGCUGGGCGCAAUUUCGAAGGUUUCGGUGCGGAUCCGUACGUGAAUGGCGAGGGUGCAUACUAUACGACGCUCGGUGUUCAGGACCAAGGCGUACAAGCGACCCUGAAACAUUACAUUGCGAAUGAACAGGAGCAUUUCCGCAACUCGGGUUCGAGCAAUGUGGAUGGGCGGACCGAGCGCGAGCUCUACUUGCAUCCGUUUAUGCGCGGCAUUCAGGCAGGGGCCGUUUCGGUCAUGUGUGCCUACAAUUUGGUGAACAAUUCGUGGGCUUGCCAGAACUCGGAGCUGCUCAAUGGCCGCUUGAAAACCGAGCUUAAUUUCCAAGGCUAUGUCAUGUCUGACUGGGGUGCACAGCAUUCUGGGGUUGCUUCUGCACUUGCCGGUUUGGACAUGACGAUGCCAGGCCAAACCGAGUGCUGUGAGAAAAAUGUUACUUCCUACUUUUGGGGUGUCAAUCUAACGGAAGCUGUGAACAACGGCACGGUGCCCAAGUCACGUCUCGACGAUAUGGCCACGCGCGUGCUCGCUGGCUACUAUUUUUUGCAUCAGGACAAGGAUUAUCCUAAGACCAAUUUUGACUUUUUCGAUAUCCUUGAUCCCGCCAAAAAUGACGCGGUCGAUGCGACAGAGGAUCAUGAUGAAAUUUCGCGCCAUAUUGCUGCGGCUGGCACUGUGCUGCUGAAGAAUGAGAACGAUACGCUUCCGCUGCGAAAGCCCAAGAAACUCGCCAUGGUUGGAUCUGGCGCUGCUCCGCUCUACGAGGGACCGAACCGUUGGGCAGAUCGAGUGGGCUGGCCCUACGGCACGCUUGGUCAAGGCUGGGGCUCUGGCAGUGUAGACUACUCCUACUUUAUUUCGCCAUACGAAGCGAUUCAACGGCGUGCACGCAAAGACCACACUGCGGUCAACUGGUGCUUUGACGACUACGACCUUAAGACGGCGCAAAGUGUGGCCAACUAUAGCGAUGCUGCACUCGUAUUUGUUUCCUCCCUCUCUGGCGAAGGCUUUGGCUCCGUCCCAGCAAGUGAUGGCCUCAAUGGAAACAUGGGCGACCGCAACAAUAUCACGCUCUGGAACGGCGGCGAGCAACUGAUCAAAGCCGUGACGGAAGUGAACAACAACACGAUUGUUGUUGUGCACAGCGUCGGCGCAGUGUUGAUGGAGGACUGGAUUGAAAAUCCCAACGUGACGGCGGUGCUUAUGGCGCAUCUCCCGGGCGCAGAAAGUGGCAAUGCACUGGUGGAUGUCUUGUGGGGCGAGUACAACCCAUCUGGUCGGCUGCCGUAUACCAUUGCGAAGAACCGCGAGGAUUACCCUGCGGAUGUACUGUACAACAGCGAGAGCGCACAGCCCCAGAUUAAUUACACCGAAGGACUCUUGAUGGACUAUCGCGCAUUUGACAAGCACAACAUUGAGCCGCGCUUUGCAUUUGGCCAUGGAUUGUCAUACACCUCGUUCAAUUACAGCGAUCUCUCGGUCGAGUUUGUUGGGGACGAAGUGAGGAAGGAUGAUUGCCGGUGGAAUUACCGCUGGGGGAAGGAUAGGGCACCCUCGGGAUUGCCUUCGUGGAUUUUUGAGCCCAUGUACAAUAUCAGCUUCACGGUGCAGAACACGGGAAAUCGCGAUGGUCACGAAGUUGUGCAAGUGUACCUUGCGUUUCCGGAGGAGAGUGGCGAACCUCCUCUUGUGCUUCGCGAGUUUGAUCGUAUUUGGCUGUCCAAAGGACACGACCAGCGUUUGACCUUUUCGCUUUCGCAUUACGACGUUUCCACCUGGGAUAUAGCUCAGCAGCAAUGGUUGCAGCCAAAUGGUACGAUCUACGUUCGCGCCGGCGGCUCCUCACGCGCACUGCCCUUGAAGAAAAAGCUAACUUAA